AUAGAUAUUCAAGAUGGACAGAAACGGUUUCUUUUCCGUCUUCCUGUUUAGUCUCAUUGCAUGUAUUACCGAUAUAAUAGCAGAAAGCAGUUGUAGCUCUGAGAACAUAUCGCCUAUGGUGCAAUUGAAAAGACAUCUCCUAUGCGAAUAUGAUCCCGAUGUAAGACCGGUUCAGUAUAAUAAUAAUAUGACGCGUGUGAAUUUUUAUCUGAAGCCAAAAUUCUUUGAAUACACUCACGAAAGUGAAAUGUUCGUGUUGCAUACGUGGAUGUCAAUGAUGUGGAAUGAUUCGCAUUUGACAUGGGACCCUGCACAAUACGAUAACAUCAAAUGGAUACCAGUAAUAGGCUAUCAAAUUUGGAUACCCGACGUUUUGAUGCAUAAUGGACGAUUUGGAGAAAGCUCAUUGAAUAAUGAACAUUCAAAAUGUUGGGUCUCGAGACAAGGGACAGUUAGAUGGUUUGUGGCAGCAAAAUAUACCUCAAGUUGUUUCACAGAUUAUACGUGGUGGCCGUACAAUACCUUGAAUUGUACUAUACAAUUUGGAUCGUGGUCACAUUCUGGUGAUGAGAUUGAGCUCGUUUCCAAUCAGAAUUUGUCAAAUAUAGAAUCAAAACAUACCGAGUGGAAUUUAGAAAAAAUUUAUAUAACAAAAUGGGAAAACAGAUACAAGUACAAUUCAGAUUCGACCAUCAAAAUGAUCUCUUUUCACUUUAUUCUGAGGAGUCAUUCGAGCAUAAUACGCAUUGUAUAUUUAUCACCUGCUAUAGUACUAAUGGUGAUGACUCUGAUGACACUGUGGUUAGAACCGAAAUCCUUCGAGCGAAUGGUGAUCGCUAAUCUCAAUUUUAUUUGUCAUUUAUUAUGUAUACAAGGCGUGCAUUGGGAAGUACCAAAAAGUGGCUUUAACAUUCCCAAAAUACUCUUCUUUUAUGAGAGCUCCCUUGGGAUAGCAACGUUCGCUCUCAUUGUCACCAGUAUCUUGCGACAUCUGCAAGAAUUGACUACCGAGCCACCCAUGUGGAUUUCAACCGUCACGACAUCCAUUUUGCGUAGUCGAGUUGGACAAAUUCUUCUAGCUAGCAUCCUGGACCCAGCCGUGACAGCCAAGAUAGAAACAAAUAUGGACGAUAAUACCGACCUCGUGCAAUCGAACAGCAAAAAAUCACCAUGGAAAUAUAUUAUAGUGCUCAUAGGAUGGUUAACGUUCCUAAGCGUGUUUCUCGCUUAUAUUGUACUGUUGAGUACAUGUUUCCCUACGUAUUAUACCAUAUAACACAUUAACUCUCUCUCUUUCUCUAACAUACGAAAUAAAUUUAUUUUAAAU
Molecule: messenger RNA, 1327 nt
Organism: Mycetomoellerius zeteki
Lineage: Eukaryota; Metazoa; Arthropoda; Insecta; Hymenoptera; Formicidae
Gene: nAChRb2
Product: nicotinic acetylcholine receptor beta2 subunit
Exons: 7
Coding region: 14-1276 (420 amino acids)
Biological process (GO): monoatomic ion transmembrane transport
Cellular component (GO): membrane
Molecular function (GO): extracellular ligand-gated monoatomic ion channel activity; transmembrane signaling receptor activity
Source: RefSeq, a predicted model, not a curated record